AUGAGGGAAGAUCAACCCAGUAUUGCAACUAUACUGGAGAGCUUUGUGAAGCAAGGUAAACUUCAAAUACACAAGGCAUAUGUCCAGAUGCAGCCCCAAUUCCUUAAGGUUGAAUGGAAGAGUAUUCACAUGUACUCUCAGAUUCAUCCUAGGUUCAAGUGUCACCUAUUGUUGGCUAUUAACCAAAGAAUAGCAAUUUUGGAUAGGCUUGCUAAACUAGGCAUUCAAGUGCAGACAGAGUGUAUUUUCUGUGGAAGAGCUGAGGAAACAUUUGAGCAUCUUUAUUUUUGCUGUCAUAAUACAAACAGGCUGUGGGAAAGGUAUUGA
Nicotiana attenuata is the source of this 327-nucleotide messenger RNA. RefSeq lists its product as uncharacterized. The transcript has a single exon. Bases 1 to 327 code for a protein of 108 amino acids. The record is from RefSeq and is a predicted model, not a curated record. Lineage: Eukaryota; Viridiplantae; Streptophyta; Magnoliopsida; Solanales; Solanaceae.